AUGCCAGCUAUACGUUCACUGCUGACUCGACCUUUCCCAGUACUAUACCGCACAAUGUCCAGCAAGAUAAAAUACUAUGACAUAGGUUUCAACUUAACUGAUCCUAUGUACCAGGGAACUUACCAUGGUAAGAAAUAUCACGAAUCUGACAUCCCAGAGAUUCUCCAGAGAGCAUACGAUCGUAAUGUCCGUUCGCUUCUAAUCACUGGCUCAUCCAUUGAGGAAUCGCAAUUAGCUAUCAAAUUGGCUAAUUCUUUAACUAAGGAUGAGACUUGUCCUGAUAUCAAAUUAAACUAUACGAUCGGUGUCCAUCCCUGUUGUGUGAACGAAUUUGGUACUGAGGAUUCCAUGACCAUUGAUAACCCAUCUAAUGACGAGUCAUUCAAUGAACUACUGAUCUCCAAAGUGAGACAGGACCCAACUUUUGCCAAAUUGAAAUUGCAUCAAUUAUAUGAUUUGGUUCAAACCCAAUUGAGUGAAGAUUCUACGAAAUUUCGUGCAUUUGGGGAGAUUGGAUUGGAUUAUGAUAGGUUCCAUUAUUCUAGCAAGGAAAUGCAAUUGUGUUUUUUCGAAGAGCAAUUGAAAUUAAGUUGUCUCAUCGAUGACUUAAAAUUGCCAUUAUUUUUACAUAUGAGGAAUUGCUGUGAUGAUUUCAUCGCCAUCUUACAGAAAUUCAUUACAGGAUUUACUGAUAUCGAGGAUCCAUUCGGUUGGAGACAAUUGAAAAGUUUGAGUGCAAAUGAACCUAUACUUUAUAAGUUUCACCCAGAGAGAAAAUUUGUUGUUCAUUCAUUCACUGGCUCCAAGGAGGAUAUGUUCAAUAUCUUGAGACUUUCUCCCAAUGCAUUUAUUGGUAUGAAUGGCUGCUCGUUAAAGACAGAAGAAAAUGUGGAGUGUUGUAGAGAGAUACCUAUUGAGAGGUUAUUAUUAGAAACUGAUGCACCAUGGUGUGAGAUAAGAAGAACUCAUGAAUCUUUUAAAUUCCUAAAUGGUUUUGAAAACCCAUAUAAAUCUGUUAAAAGGGACAAAUUAAAUAAGUUAGAAAGACCAAUGUGGGAGAAUACAAUGGUCAAGACUAGGAAUGAACCUUGUACAAUGGAACAAGUAGCCACUGUUGUGGCCAAUAUCAAGCAAAUAGACUUGGAAACAGUGGCAGAUCAAGCAUGGAAAACUUCAUACGAUAUAUAUAGAUAA
This is a messenger RNA of Naumovozyma castellii, 1194 nucleotides long. Its product is annotated as 3'-5'-exodeoxyribonuclease. The coding region runs from base 1 to 1194 and encodes 397 amino acids. The transcript has a single exon. The record is from RefSeq and is a predicted model, not a curated record. NCBI's taxonomy places the organism in Eukaryota, Fungi, Ascomycota, Saccharomycetes, Saccharomycetales, Saccharomycetaceae.